Molecule: messenger RNA, 1826 nt
Organism: Cyprinodon tularosa
Lineage: Eukaryota; Metazoa; Chordata; Actinopteri; Cyprinodontiformes; Cyprinodontidae
Gene: ankrd9
Product: ankyrin repeat domain 9
Exons: 1
Coding region: 44-919 (291 amino acids)
Source: RefSeq, a predicted model, not a curated record
AAGGUCUGCAGGAGGGAGCAAGAAGUUUGGACUGAGGAACAGGAUGUCCAUUGUUCCUCUGAAAGUGUCUCAGGGAGACACAGGCCGUCCUUUCCCGGUGAUGCCGUGGCUGUCCUCCCCCCGGUGCCCCCCCCUGUCUCCGUGUCAGCGGGAGUGUGAGCGGACCGCCUUCUCCUUCUACUGCGCGGUUCGGGAACAGCUCCCGGUCUGGCUGCUGGAGGAGAUGCGCAGCAUGGAGGUGUUCUGCUGGGACAACGGGGGCCCCAGGGCCUUCCUGCCGUCUGAGGCGCUGCUCUACGCUAUAGUGCACGACCACCAUGACUAUGCGCGCUACCUGCUCAACAGGUACUCCGUGGGCGCGCUCAGGGCGCCGAGCUGCAGCUUCUGCUGCUGCCCGGGCGGCGGCGCGCCGCACCUCACCGUGGCGGUGCGCUACAACCGGGUGGAGAUCCUCAGCAUGAUGACGGAGGCGCUGAAGGACGGCGGCGGCCUGUGGAAGCGGACCGACUACCUGGACGGCUGCGCCGGCUGCGGCCACGCCGCGGACGCGGGAAAGACUGCGGUGCAGCUGGCCGUGGAGCUUUCCCACCCGGACUGCCUGCUGCAGCUGCUGAUCCACGGCGCGCGGCCGGACGGCCUGGAGACGGCGCUGCAGCGGCUAGUGUCCUGCGCGCCUCCGGAGCGCCAGCAAGCGCAGCGCUGCUUGGACCUCCUGCUGCUCUUCCUGUCCGAGCCGCCGCGGCUGCCGUGGCUGCGGGCCGAGCCGCAGCGCUGGCAGGCGGUCCUGGGCAGCCGGGUGUUCAGCUGGCUCUGCGGCAGGGCCCCCUCCCCGCUGCUGCUGCAGGCGCUCAGGUGUCUGGCCCAGUCCGGGUCCGACCGCAUCACUUCGCUGCCGGACUUCCUGCAGCCGCGCAGCUGACAGUGACGUCAGCUCCACAGGACUACUGCGAUUGGACAGUUUGGAUGUGACGUAAAAAACCUGUAAAUAUUCUGUAAAUCUGUAUAUUGAAGUGAAAACUGUUUGGGUCCUGGUUGGGCUUUAACCCGGAUCUAGUUAUCUGAUUGGUUGGAGGAAGAUGGACUGGAACUCCUCACCUCUGGCCCAUUCAGCCCCUUUACUCUGGUGCUCCCCAAUAAACCACCUCAGAUGUCACCUAACAUCAGAGUCCAGAUGGGAUGAGUGAUUCUGAAUGCAGAUGUUCGGUUCUGAGACCAACCAGCAUCAUGAAGUCCAGAGAAGCCUGCAGAGCCCUGAUUGGUCAGGCUUCUGGACAGAGAGAGGUUGGACCACCUGUAGAACUAGAGCACCUAGAGAGCAUGAAUAGGACUAGGGCUGCAACUAACGAUUCUUUUGCAAUGCGAUUAAUCUGUCGAUUAUUUUUUUGAUUAGUUGAUUAAUAAUCGAAUACCCAAAGGUUCCUUAAAGAAGACUUUUUAUGAAAUCUAACCAGGUGAAGCUAAAAAUUUUCGACUUAUCUGAAAAGAACAGAUUGACAGAAAAAUAUUUAUUUUCUUAAAUGCAAAAUGUUAAUAUUUUUUUAAUUACAAUUUUUAUAUAAUUGCUGACCUAAGUGGGUCGCUCUGUUACCUAAAUAAUAAUUAAAUAAAUAUAAUUGAUUCCUAAAUUAGUUGACGAUUAUUUCAAUAAUUGAUUCAUCUGAUUGUUUCCGCCCUGAUCAGGAAGUUCUGGCAGGAUGACUCAUCGACUGUCUGAAUGAACGUAGCCGCUGUCUGUAAACCUGCUGUGUGAGCGCUUUAAUCUGGGUCAGGUCCUUCACUGUGAACAAUCCUGCUCCAAUAAAGCUGAUUGUAAAAGAAAGCCAGGA